This is a messenger RNA of Camellia sinensis, 2342 nucleotides long. The record is from RefSeq and is a predicted model, not a curated record. Lineage: Eukaryota; Viridiplantae; Streptophyta; Magnoliopsida; Ericales; Theaceae.
CCGACAAUUCCUUUACUGGGUCCAUACCUAUGAAUCUAGGAACCCUUUAUGCUUUAGAUUUUUUUGCUGCUGCUACCAAUUCACUUGGAACAAACCAACCCAAUGAAUUAACGAGCUUCCUCACUUCUUUAUCCAAUUGUUCCAAUGUACAAUUUCUGGAUUUGUCUGCAAAUCAUUUUAAUGGUUUGUUGCCCCGUUCUAUUGCAAAUCUCUCCACCAAGAUCAUUUGGUUUGAUCUAAAAGACAACUAUAUAUCUGGAAACAUACCUCUUGGUAUUGAGAACCUUGUAAAUUUGCAAUGCCUCUUUCUAGAUCAGAACUUGCUUACAGGUAGUAUUCCAAAUUCCAUUGGAAAACUCUCCGUGUUAGAAAAGCUCUUUCUUCACAACAAUAACAUUUCUGGAGAGAUUCCAUCGUCUAUUAGAAACUUGAGUAGGCUUGGUGUACUUGGCCUAUCAAUAAAUAUGAUUGAGGGAAGCAUUCCUAUUUCUUUAGGCAAUUGCACCAAUUUACAACAAAUUUAUCUUGGUUACAAUCAUCUCACAGGAGCAAUACCUUAUCAAAUCUUUGGUCUAUCUUCUCUUAUUAUUCUAUCCUUAAGUCAAAAUUACUUAACAGGACUACUACCACAAGAAGUGGGUAACUUGAAAAAUCUGGAUGGACUAUAUGCAUCAAAAAAUAAACUAUUUGGAGAAAUCCCCGCCACUCUCGGCAAUUGUGAAGUUUUAGAAUUCCUUCACAUCGAUGGUAACCUUUUCAAAGGUAUAAUUCCGACGACCUUUAGACAACUGAAAGGUAUUCAAGAACUAGAUGUUUCUAGAAACAACUUGUCUGGACAAAUUCCAAGGUUUCUCGGGGAGUUUCGGUUCUUUCAAUAUCUCAAUCUUUCCUACAAUAUGUUCGAUGGUGAAGUUCCGAAUGAAGGAGUUUUCAAAAACAUUAGUGCCUUCUCAGUUGUUGGAAAUAAUAAGCUAUGCGGAGGAAUUAAACUAUUGCAAUUGCCUACAUGCCCAACACAAGUCUUCAAUAAAAGGAAACAACUUUUCAACCAUAGAGUAAUAGUUCUAAUAGUUACUCUCACUAUUGUUCUAUUGUCAUUGUGCAUUUUAGCUAUUAUUUACCGAAACAAAAGGUCAAAACAGCAAGUCAAAUUAGCCUCGCCUUUGCAAAACCAAUAUUUACAACUAUCUUUUGGAGAACUUUUUCAAGCAACAAAUGGGUUCUCUCCAUCCAACUUAAUUGGUGAGGGAGGAUAUGGUUCUGUUUAUAAAGGGAUUCUCAACUCCAAUGAACAAAUUAUUGCUGUGAAGGUGCUCAAACUGCACAAAUGUGGAGCGAACAAGAGUUUUGUUACAGAAUGUGAAGCAUUGAAGAACAUUCGCCAUCGAAAUCUUGUCAAGACAAUUACAGCUUGCUCAAGCAUUGACUUUAAAGGCAACGACUUCAAGGCUUUGGUCUUUGAGUUCAUGGAAAAUGGGAGCUUAGAAAAUUGGUUACACCCAAGUCUUUUGGAGCAACAUGAACCUAAGAAUUUGAACUUUGUUCAAAGGCUGAACAUUGCCAUUGAUGUGGCUUGUGCAUUGGAUUAUCUUCAUCAUCAUUGUGAAAUGGCUUUUAUUCAUUGUGAUUUAAAGCCAAGUAAUAUUCUUCUUGACGGUGAUUUGUGUGCCCAUGUUAGUGAUUUUGGCUUGGCAAAGAUUUUUUCAGCAACUAAUGGAAUUUCUAUUCAUCAGCAAUCAAGUUCAAUUGGGAUCAGAGGAACAAUUGGCUAUGUUGCCCCAGAGUAUGGUAUGGGUGGGGAGGUAUCAACGCAAAGUGAUAUGUACAGUUACGGAGUGUUACUACUAGAAAUGUUCACAGGAAAAAAACCAACAAGUAACAUGUUUAUAGGUAAUGUAAACCUCCAUAGCUAUGUAAAAAUGUGUCUUCCAGAGCAAGUAAUGCAGAUCGUUGAUCUCCAAAUCAUAUUGGAAAUGGAAGAGGAGCCAAGUAGGAGCAUGCAAAGUAGUACAACCAACAUUUCUAAACUAGAGGCUUGCCUAGUACCAAUCUUUCAAAUUGGAGUUUCAUGUUCUACUGAAAUGCCAAGUGAAAGAAUGAGUGUGAAAGAUGUUCUCAAAGAACUCCACAAGAUUAGAAAUGUAUUUCUUGGGGUUAGCGGACAAAGGCAUUAGGAUGGAAGAAGAAAUAAUUCUUAACUAAAGCCGCAAGUAUAGGUUAUUUUGAUGUUAUAGAAUUUUCUUUUCCUCACUUUUCUUCUCCUCCCUCUUUUCUUUUUUGAAUCUGUAAUUGUUAAGCUAGAAAAGGCAUGGAAGUGGUUGUACUUGUGGCAUUAUCAUCAA